AGAAUGAUCUUCACCAGAGAUUAAUAGUAAUUCACACUGUUUGUAAUAUACAGUGGCGAUGCACUCGUUUAAUUAUUCGAAGCAUGCAGAAAUGGAAGAUGUUUAAUCCAACUACAUUCCGCCACCAUCAAAACCGGAAUAACCGCGUCCUCAAAAGCUAUUGCAGAAACAAACGGUACAAAGAAACCCUGUCUCUGUUUUCCCUUAUGUUCUUGUCCGAAAAACCGGAUCUUUACUCGAUUCCUGUCGCUCUCAAGGCGUGUGCCGGCCUAAAAGCGCUUGAAUUUGGGAAGGCGAUUCACGGCUUCUCCAAGAAGAAUGGCCAGAUUGGUAGCAACUUGUUUGUUGGGUCGGCUUUAAUGGACAUGUAUGCGAAAUGUGGAGCAAUGGAUGAGUCGUUGCGUGUGUUUGAGGAGUAUUCUGAGCCGGAUACGGUUUUGUGGACUACGGUUGUCACAGGGUUUGAGCAGAAUGGGCGGAGCGUGGAGGCGCUGGAGUGUUUUGCUCGAAUGGCAAUGGCGAAAGGUGUUGUGAUCGAUGAUGUUGCUCUCGUUGGCGUGCUAUCUGCUUGUGUGCGGUUGUUGGACUUGAAGGCGGGGAAGAGUAUUCAUGGUUAUAUGAUAAGGGUGGGAUUGCGGAGGGACUUAAACUUGUCGAAUGCAUUGCUGAAUUUGUAUGAAAAGACGGGUUCAGUUGAUUCUGCCGCGAGAUUGUUUGGGGAAAUGGAAGAGAGAGAUGUGAUUUCAUGGGGUUCUAUGAUUGCUUGCUAUGCUCAUCAUGGAGGUGCUGAGGAAGCACUUGGUCUUUUCGAUGCGAUGGUGGCUGGAGGAAUCGAGCCCAAUGCCGUUGUUCUGAUAAGUGCUUUGCAAGCGUGUGAAGCUACCUGUAGGUUAGAUGAGGGUAGAAGGAUACGCGAACUUGCUGCAAGAAACGGGUUGGAUGCGGAUUUCUUGGUUUCCACAGCUCUGAUUUCCAUGUACAUGAGCUGCUCUGCCCCUGAUGAAGCGGCUGAGGUGUUUCAACGGAUGCCUGAGAAAGACGCGGUCUGUUUCUCAGCAAUGCUGCACGGAUGCGUUCAGAAUGAGAGGGCGUGCGAGUCCAUUGGAGUUCUACGUGCUAUGCUGGCUAAGAAUUUUCGACUGGAUGCUUUUGAUGUGGUUAAAAUCCUGACUGCUUGUUCGGAGCUAGGCGUUCUUCAGCAGACGAGCUGCUUCCAUGGUUUUGUGAUCAGGUGCGGCUUAGGCGAUGAUUCAUUCGUUUGUGCUUCACUGAUAGAAUCUUAUGCAAAAUGUGGUAGCUUGGAUGGUGCUAUUGCAGUUUUCGGACAGGUAAAAGAUCGAGAUGUUGUUAUGUGGAGCUCAAUGCUAGCAGCAUACGGCAUCCAUGGGAGAGGCAGGGAGGCUCUGGAUUUGUUCGAUGAGAUGAUCAAGAACUCGGGAGUUAUGCCGAAUGAGGUAUCAUUCCUUUCCAUCUUGUCUGCAUGUAGUCAUGCUGGUCUGAUUCAAGAAGGCAUUCACAUGUUCAACAUGAUGGUGAAGGGCUACAAGAUAACACCAAACUUGAAGCAUUGUGGAAUAGUGGUCGACCUCCUUGGCCGCGUGGGAGAGGUGGAGAAGGCCAUGGGGUUUAUCAGUGGAAUGGCGGAUUGUGGUGAUGCCGGUGUCUGGGGAGCCUUGCUCGGCUCAUGCCGGGUUCAUCGAAACAGGGAGAUAGCAGAAAUUGUUGGGAAGAAACUGGUUGAGUUGGAUGCCUCUGAUGCUGGUUAUUAUGUUCUGUUAUCAAAUAUGUACGCUGCUGAUGAGAAGUGGGGCGAAGUAGCUCGAGUUCGAGGAUUAUUCGAGGAGAAGCGAUUGAAGAAGGUAUCGGGCAGAAGUGUGAUUGAAGUGAGGGAUGAAGUGUGCAGUUUUGUAGCAAAUGACAGAUAUCAUCAAGACUCCAAGCAGAUCUAUGGUUUUCUGGGAAUAUUACACAGCAUGAUGAGAGAGAAGUUUGAUGUUUUUGGUGUUGAAAUGGACAGUGUUGCUUAAUAUGUGAGCUUGGAUUGCUAAAUCUUGGUCCUCAUAUAUUUACAUGGUGAUUGGUGACUGAUACUUUCUUGUGGCUUUGGGGAUUUUAAGUGUAAAAAUUAUGAUAUUCAUACAACUUCUUGUC
Molecule: messenger RNA, 2151 nt
Organism: Salvia miltiorrhiza (redroot sage)
Lineage: Eukaryota; Viridiplantae; Streptophyta; Magnoliopsida; Lamiales; Lamiaceae
Product: putative pentatricopeptide repeat-containing protein At3g01580
Exons: 2
Coding region: 84-2027 (647 amino acids)
Biological process (GO): RNA modification
Molecular function (GO): protein binding; RNA binding
Source: RefSeq, a predicted model, not a curated record